AUGGCCCAGCGAGCGAGGGGGGCUCGGUUGCUCGGAGGUCUUCUGCUCUUCUUUCUGCUCGCCGCCGGCGCUGCGCCGCUCAGCUGGGACCUCCCUGAGCCCCGCAGCCUAGCCAGCAAGAUCCGAGUGCACCCGCGGGGCAACCUCUGGGCCACCGGUCACUUCAUGGGCAAGAAAAGCUCGGAGCCCCCCAGCCUAUCGCCAUUGGGAGCUGCACCCCACAUCUCCCUGAGAGACCAGAGACUGCAGCUGAGUCAUGAUCUUCUCAGGAUCCUCCUGUUAAAGAAAGCCCUGGGCAUGAGCCUUGGUGGCCCAGGACCCCGCACCCAGGAGACUGCUGGUGCACAUACUGCAGAAGUGAUGCAAAUAAUGGGGCAGGCACAACGCCGCAGCUUAGAUUGUGCCCACCCAGGGAAGGUGCUUGAUGGGACCCUGGAGAUGGCCCACCUGGAUGUAGAUCCUGGGAUCAGAUCUCUGUAA
Molecule: messenger RNA, 480 nt
Organism: Trichechus manatus latirostris (Florida manatee)
Lineage: Eukaryota; Metazoa; Chordata; Mammalia; Sirenia; Trichechidae
Gene: NMB
Product: neuromedin B
Exons: 3
Coding region: 1-480 (159 amino acids)
Biological process (GO): neuropeptide signaling pathway; positive regulation of hormone secretion
Cellular component (GO): neuron projection
Molecular function (GO): neuropeptide hormone activity; neuromedin B receptor binding
Source: RefSeq, a predicted model, not a curated record